AUGAAGGAGGAUUAUCGGUCUUCAGCUGCCGAUGAUGAUCAGUACUACCCAGAAGAAGGCGAUGAUGAUUUUCAAGAUGGCGAGAGGGAAGGGAAGAAGAUGGAUUUCACUAAACUGGAACUCAAACCCGAUCAUGCCAAUCGCCCAUUGUGGGCUUGUGCUGAUGGAAGAAUUUUCCUUGAAACCUUCUCUCCGUUAUAUAAACAAGCCUAUGAUUUUCUCAUUGCCAUUGCUGAGCCUGUUUGCAGGCCGGAGUCGAUGCAUGAGUACAACUUGACGCCUCACUCGUUGUAUGCAGCUGUGUCAGUUGGUCUUGAGACAGAAACUAUAAUAGCUGUUUUGAACAAAUUGUCAAAAACCAAGCUUCCCAAGGAGAUGAUUGAUUUUGUUCAUGCUUCUACUGCUAAUUAUGGGAAAGUGAAGCUCGUACUUAAGAAGAAUCGGUAUUUUGUAGAAUCUCCAUUUCCAGAGGUGUUGAAAAGAUUGCUCAGCGAUGAAGCCAUUGCAAAAGCUAGAAUUUCGUCUGAGGGGAUGCAUGGAAGGGAUGGGUUUACUGUAAGCAAAUCCGUGAAUGAAAUCGAAGGUAGACAUGAUGAGUUGAUAAAUGAAGCAGAUUUGGCAGCUGCAGCUGAAGAAAAAGAAACUCACGCAUUUGAAAUAGACCCUGCUCAGGUUGAAAAUGUGAAGCAGCGGUGUCUGCCAAAUGCUUUGAAUUAUCCCAUGAUGGAGGAGUAUGACUUCAGGAAUGAUACAGUCAAUCCUGAUCUUGACAUGGAGUUGAAGCCUCAAGCGCAGCCACGGCCUUAUCAAGAGAAGAGUCUUAGUAAGAUGUUUGGAAAUG
Nicotiana tabacum (common tobacco) is the source of this 841-nucleotide messenger RNA. The record is from RefSeq and is a predicted model, not a curated record. NCBI's taxonomy places the organism in Eukaryota, Viridiplantae, Streptophyta, Magnoliopsida, Solanales, Solanaceae.